AUGCUUUUCAGCACCUCAACACUCGCCGCCUUACUGGCAUUCACCCCCCUAAUCUCCGCCCACGCAACCAUGUUCGGCGUUUUCGUCAACGGCCAAGACCAAGGCGACGGCCGCAACAAGUACAUCCGCUCCCCCAAAACCAACGACCCCGUCCGCGAUCUCCAAUCCCCCGACAUCGUUUGCAACACCAACGGCGGCACCCCAGCACCGGACUUCGUCUCCGCCCCAGCAGGAGCCACCCUCUCCUUCCGCUGGUUCCACUUCCGCCCCGAAGACCCAACAGACAUCCUCGACCCUUCCCACAAGGGCGCCAUCAUCACUUACAUCGCCCCCUUCACCGAAGGCAACGGUGCUCAGCCCAUCUGGUCAAAGAUUGCGGAGGAGGGCUUUGAGAAUGGCGAGUGGGCCACCAUCAAGAUGAUUGCCAACAAGGGGCGCGCGGACUUCAAGCUGCCUGCUAGUUUGGCGGCGGGGAAGUAUCUCAUUCGGCAGGAGCUGCUGGCGCUGCAUAUGGCGGAUAUCAACUUCAAGGUUGACAACACGAGGGGGCCAGAGAGCUACCCUAGCUGUGUUCAGGUCGAGGUUACGGGCGGGGGGGAGGCGGUGCCUGACCAGGAUUUUGACUUUAAUAGGGGGUAUACGUAUGAUGAUCCGGGGUUGUUUUUUAACAUUUAUGUGCCGUUUGACAAGUACACGCCGCCUGGGCCGCCGGUGUUUCAGGGGUGA
This is a messenger RNA of Podospora anserina S mat+, 726 nucleotides long. RefSeq lists its product as uncharacterized. Lineage: Eukaryota; Fungi; Ascomycota; Sordariomycetes; Sordariales; Podosporaceae. The transcript has a single exon. The record is from RefSeq and is a predicted model, not a curated record. The coding region runs from base 1 to 726 and encodes 241 amino acids.